Aspergillus udagawae is the source of this 1050-nucleotide messenger RNA. Its product is annotated as vacuolar protein sorting-associated protein 26. Gene Ontology annotation, biological process: intracellular protein transport; retrograde transport, endosome to Golgi. Lineage: Eukaryota; Fungi; Ascomycota; Eurotiomycetes; Eurotiales; Aspergillaceae. Bases 1 to 1050 code for a protein of 349 amino acids. Gene Ontology annotation, cellular component: retromer complex; endosome. The transcript is spliced from 5 exons. The record is from RefSeq and is a predicted model, not a curated record.
AUGACUUCUCUCUUCUUCUCCACUCCCGUCGACAUUGACGUCGUGCUCGAAGACAGCGAUGAACGCCAGACUGUCGACGUGAAGCUCGAUAAGGGCCGCCGCGAGCGAGUCCCCCUUUACAUGGAUGGGGAGUCGGUGAAGGGUGCUGUUACGGUUCGACCAAAGGAUGGGAAGCGAUUAGAACACACAGGCAUCAAGGUGCAAUUCAUUGGCACGAUCGAGAUGUUCUACGAUCGAGGCAACCAUUACGAAUUUCUCUCGCUAGUGCAGGAACUCGCAGCUCCCGGAGAGCUGCAACACCCACAGACCUUCCCCUUCAACUUCAAGAAUGUUGAGAAACAAUACGAAUCAUACAAUGGUAUCAAUGUGAAGCUGCGGUACUUUGUUCGGGUGACGGUCUCGAGGCGGAUGGCAGAUGUGAUUCGCGAGAAGGAUCUCUGGGUCUACUCUUAUCGCAUGCCCCCGGAGACCAACAGCCCAAUCAAGAUGGAUGUCGGUAUCGAAGACUGCCUGCAUAUUGAGUUUGAAUACUCCAAAUCCAAGUAUCACCUGAAAGAUGUCAUCGUGGGGCGUAUCUAUUUCCUCCUCGUGCGGCUGAAGAUCAAACACAUGGAACUAUCCAUAAUUCGACGUGAGACGACGGGUUCUCCUCCAAAUCAGUACAACGAGAGCGAGACGUUGGUACGAUUCGAGAUCAUGGACGGGUCGCCUUCGCGAGGCGAGACAAUUCCUAUUCGUCUGUUCCUUGGUGGGUUCGAUCUGACGCCCACCUUCCGUGAUGUCAACAAAAAGUACUCCACAAGAUACUAUCUGAGCCUGGUGUUGAUCGAUGAAGAUGCCCGUCGGUACUUCAAGCAGUCCGAGAUUACUCUGUACAGACAAGCUCCCGAGUUCGCAGCCACCCCUCAAAUCGCUCAACAGCAACAGAUCCAGCAGCAGCAGCUUCUUCAGCAACAGAAGCUGCAACAGCCCCUACCAGAAGGCUCAGCAACCGCCGGGCCUGGACGCGAAUCAUAUCACACUCAGAAAGUAUCCGCCCCUGCCGCUUAG